GUAGCAUAAGACAGGAAGCUCAUUUAAAGAGAGAAGCAGAAAGGUCUUUACUACCUUUGGAAAGAGAAGCAAGAUUUACAAGCUUUGAGAAGAUCUACUGUAGUUUACUGCUGCCAUUUAUUUCUGACAACUCAUCUGCCUGAGGAGAUUCUGUCAUAAUGUAUCCAGUGGCUGUUCCUGCACCAGGAGGUGAAGGAAGUAAUGGACAACAUGGGAAACUUAUUUUUUUCCUUUUUGUUUUUGGAGCUGUGUUGCUCUGUGCUGGAUUCCUUCUUUCAGUCUUUAUUCUCCAGUCAUGUCCAUCUGGAAGCUUCAGUGACUGUAAUGAGGUCCUUAAGGCUGCUGGGCCAGUGCUGGCUGUAACUGGACUGAUUUGUGUUUUACUGGCGCGAUCAAGGGCCAGGAUGUAUAUAAGACAAAGACAAUUGCAAAAUGAGCAGGUGUACAGCCUUGUUUUUUGUCGUGGGAACUGUCAGUUUGCCCAGUUUCUCAUAUUUGGAUUCCUGUUUUUAACUAGUGGAAUGUUAAUUAGCAUCCUGGGCAUUUGGGUUCCUGGUUGCAGCCCUGGCUGGCAUACGAUACAGCUCAACCACACUGGCACUUCUGACAUAGACCUCCAGGGCUGUGGAUUCCUGUCACUUCAAAUCUUGGGACCUUUGAUUGUGCUCACUGGGUUGUGUUUCUUCGUGAUAGCUCAUGUUAAAAAGAAACAAAACUUAAAUCUCAGCCAAGAAUCCUGUGAAAGUGAAGAACAUCCUCAGAGCUCUGAAUCUUUUCAGGUUACAGUAGGUGAUGCUGUAAUGGUAUUCCCACCCCCACCACCUCCUUAUUUUGCUGACCCUAUGUCACCAGCUGUGACUCGUUGUUUUAUGUCAAGUGUUUUGCCUACAAGUGAAAAUCCACCACCAUACCACUUUAUCUUCAGUGAUGGAGCACAGCUUGCUGAUGAUGAAAGAACAGCUGCUGUUAGAGACUAUGAAUCCAUAUAUUCAAUUUCUGGAAGCAGCUCACCUUCAGAUAUUUUACCAAUGCUAUACCUUUCUUCUGAAUCACCACCAAAAUAUGAAGAGAAAGCAUCAAUAACAAAUAAUGAAUAUUCACCAUGUUCUUCUUUAUCUUUUUCAUCUGUUUCCUUAACCACAUCUGACACCGGCUCGUAAAGGACUGACAGUUCACUUAUUUUUUAAUAUAAUGUACACAGAGAUUUACAAUUUUUGAAUUUAUUUACAUUUUGUAAUAAAAGCAAUAUUGUUGGCUGUGUCUAAUUUUUCAU
This is a messenger RNA of Serinus canaria (Common canary), 1273 nucleotides long. RefSeq names its product transmembrane protein 171 (gene TMEM171). Bases 159 to 1160 code for a protein of 333 amino acids. The record is from RefSeq and is a predicted model, not a curated record. Lineage: Eukaryota; Metazoa; Chordata; Aves; Passeriformes; Fringillidae. The transcript has 4 exons.